Pistacia vera is the source of this 1080-nucleotide messenger RNA. RefSeq lists its product as uncharacterized. The transcript is spliced from 7 exons. Bases 9 to 854 code for a protein of 281 amino acids. Lineage: Eukaryota; Viridiplantae; Streptophyta; Magnoliopsida; Sapindales; Anacardiaceae. The record is from RefSeq and is a predicted model, not a curated record.
UGAAAGUGAUGGAAAUGAAGCUCAGCCACAGACAGGGACGACCUCUUUCUCUCCCUAACCAAACCUCAACUUUCUCUUCUCACAGCUUCCAUUUCAAGAAGCAUUUGAGAGGUCUAGCAAAGAAGUGGAGAAUUCAACUUCACGAGGUGGCAAAUGGACUCAAUCACAAACACUUGUUGGUUCAUGUGGUCAAAGAGGGUGAAACUUUGACUUCAAUUUCGAAGCAAUACAGGGUGUCUGUCUAUUCAAUUGCAGCAGCAAAUAAGAAUAUUGUGGAUGUUGAUCUUGUAUUUGAAGGGCAGCACCUUAAAAUUCCUUCGUCUGCCAGGGAAGAAGGGCCAGCGACUGAAAAGGAUAGUUUGUCCACUGUCAAUCUCAAAGAGACUCGUCAACCUUCCUUGAAUAUCUUCAAUGGACUUUUGGACAAAAAGAACCAUACUGUGCAAAUUGCCCAUAGUUUGCCACAUGCUUAUCCAUUCUAUUAUCAGGCUAAAACCACUGGUUAUUUUCUAGUAAUGGUUCCUCUUAUAGCAUUCUGCAUCAGAUGCAUAAUUGGUUCCUUUAACACUAGAAUUUCUGGAAAUUCAAGACACCAAACUGUGAAUGAAUCCAAGGGACAUCAUCAUGGGUCCAAAAUCGUGCGUUGGAAGUCUGCUCUCGGAGACAUAAUGGAAGCUGACAGUUCAGAUUCUGAAACAAGGUCAGAGUCGAAUGAUUUAUCAGAAGAUAUAGCUCAAACUUCCUUUGAAGAUAUGUCUCAUGCUUACGGCAAACUAGAAAACGAUUAUGAAAAAUUUCUUGCUGAAUGUGGAGUGAGUAAAUGGGGAUACUGGCGAGGAGGUUCUCCUGAAUAAAGCAUGUUAUUGUGAAAACUUAAACAUUAAACAACAAUUUUGAUGUCAAUUUUUGCUGCUCUUGUGCGUACCCCAAGUAUUGAAUAUCCUAAUCGUGUGAUAUUGUUAAGGUUUUAGGAAAUGCAACAUGUAAAUUUAUCAAGGUGAAGAUAGCACAUGUAGUUCAUUGUAUAUACGAUAUAUCUCCAUGUUACUGGUUUUUAAGUGUGAUUUGAUUUUAUCAAGG